AUGGACAUGAAUGGCCAUCUGCUCCCUGCGGUGACGGUCCAGCGCCACCCCCGCUACGGAUUCGGCUUUGUGGCCGGCAGCGAGAGGCCGGUGGUGGUGCGCUCGGUGGCAGCAGGCGGCCCCUCUGAGGAUAAACUCCUGCCAGGAGACCAGAUCUUGGCUAUCAAUGAUGAGGACGUGAGUGAAGCCCCCAGAGAGAGAUUCAUCGAGCUUGUCAGGAAGGCCAAGGACUUCAUCAUCCUCACGGUCCUGCACACCCACCAGUCUCCCAAAUCUGCUUUCAUCAGUGCAGCCAAGAAGGCGAAGCUAAGGUCCAACCCGGCGAAGGUCCGAUUUUCAGAGCAGGUGACAGUCGGCGAGACAGACCCAGACAUGUUGAAGAAAGAAGCUCUCCUCCUCAUUCCCAAUGUGCUGAAGGUUUUCCUGGAGAAUGGACAGAUCAAAUCCUUCACAUUUGAUGGCCGAACCACUGUGAAGGACGUGAUGGUGACGUUGCAGGACCGCCUGUCCCUGAGGCACAUCGAGCACUUUGCCCUGGUCCUGGAGUAUUCCAGCCCGGAGCAGAGCCACCGGUUCCUGCUGCUCCAGGACAAGCAGCCGCUGGCCCACGUUGUGCAGAGGACACACUACCAUGGCAUGAGAUGCCUCUUCCGCGUGAGCUUCUUCCCCAAGGACCCGGUGGAGCUGCUGCGCCGGGAUCCUGCAGCAUUCGAGUACCUGUACAUCCAGAGCCGCAACGAUGUGAUCAGAGAGCGCUUCAGCACAGACCCCAAGCCAGAGAUGCUGCUAGGGCUGGCUGCCCUCCACAUCUACAUCACCGUCUCAGCCACCCGCCCCAGCCAGAAGGUCUCCCUCAAGAAUGUGGAGAAGGAGUGGGGCCUGGAGCCCUUCCUGCCCCCCUCGCUGCUGCAGCUCGUCAAAGAGAAGAGCCUCCGGAAAUCCCUCUCGCAGCUGCUGAAAGCCCACCAGAACCAGCCUGGUGGAACCAAGGUCUCCACAGCCCAGGCGAAGCUGCAGUACCUCAGGAUCCUGAACGAGCUGCCCACCUUUGCUGGGGUCCUCUUCAACACAGUAGGACUGGAUGAGAAGCAACCAGCCACCACGCUUCUGGUGGGACCCCGGCACGGCAUCAGCCACGUCAUCGACCUGAAGACCAACCUCACCACGGUGCUGUCGGAGUUCAGCAAGGUCAGCAAGAUCCAGCUGUUCAGGGAGAACCAGGGGGUGGCCCGGGUGGAGACGAGCAUCCUGGAUGCCAAGCCGCUGGUGUUGCUGAUGGAGUGGCCUGAAGCCACUAACUUUGCCUGCCUGAUUGCAGGCUACUGCCGUCUCCUGGUGGACUCGAAGAAGAUGAUAUUCUCCAGGGCCCCCAGCCAGCCACCCCCACCUCAAAUUAUCAAGGCAGAUUACAUCAACGCACACAACCUUCACCGGCCUGCUACAGCGGGGCACACGGGAAAGAAAGAGAGCAGGCUGGUGGGUGGCUCUACCACCAGCGCCGAAGCAGCCGGGACUCCAAACACCAGGGCUUCAGACUCGGAGCUCAUCAGCUUUUGCUACCUGCACAUGCGAGAGCAGAGGAAGGAAAGAGAGAGCAGGACAGAUAUUAAUGAAAACCUGAUUUUUUUUGAGGAAACUCGUCCCAGGACCAAAUCUGACCCCACUUCCAAAAGCUCUGGCCAAGGCUACAACGGGGCAGCUAAUGAGUACGACCCAGAUGGCCUUGACCAAGACAGGCACGCGAGCAGGGCCAGGGCACACACCAUAGACACCCACCUGCAGAGCGACACCUCGCACUUUUACUGUGAGUCCUGCCAAGCCAAAAUCAAGAGCCGGCUGGCCUCAUGCAAGGCGGGCAAGCCCAGCAGCACCCGGGACAAUAUGGUGGACUUGAUGUCACUUCCCCCUCCCGGGAGCGAUGAAGAAGAAGAGGAGACGACAUCUCUGCUCCCCGCCAUCGCUGCCCCCCCUCCUGGCUUCCGAGACAAUAGCUCAGACGAGGAUGAUCCCAAGCGCCGGGCAGCUGCUCAAAGCCAGGAGCAGGGCCGGCACCUCUGUGGCAUCCUCUACGACGAGAUCCCUGUCACGCUGAUAGACAACGUGCAACCACGGACGGUCCGAGACCAUGCCCAAGAGCUGGAUGACGCCCUGGUGUCCACCCUGCAGGCGCUGGAAGCCCUGGCUGCUUCAGAGGAUUGUCCGCAUCCUCCACCACAGCAGACAGCAGGUCUUAUUGUCCUGGCUGCCAUCACUCCUGAGUCAUCCUUGGAUUCUGGCCAUGAAACCAACUCUUCAGAGCUAACUGAUGUCUCGGAGAUGGUCUCUGCUAUGAAGCAGCAUCAGAAUGCAGCCUACUUCCUCGCUCAACACAUCAACAAAGAAAACCUCCUGGCCAGAAAGGACUUGCCUUUCCGAAUCCAGAGCUGUGCUGCCCAGGCUGUUCUCACUUCACCCUACCCCCUCAGCCGCCAGGAGCCGAGCCCUUCAUUGAAGCCAGACUUCUCUCACCAAAGCCCCAACCUUACCAACUGCAAGAGCAAACAGGAGCAGCAGCAUGCUGAGCAGAGCUACACCUUGGCUGUCCAGCCAGGGCUGACCCCCCAGCUUAAUGAGCAGAAUAGGGGGGCUCCAGUGCCAGACUCUGAAUGCAAAAGUGCAGGCCACACAAAAGCUGCCUUUGAAGUAUCUCUGCAGGCCACAGCAGCCCCAAGCAGGGAUCAGACACAGGAUCUACACGAGAAGAUGCCCAAAGAGGUCCAGCCGAGCUCCAAGCUCCUCCUGGAUCAAAAAAGUGGUGUAACUCCAGCCAUCAUUUCAGCUGCCCUGCAGCAAGUGGCAAAUGCAAAAGGCUCUGCUCCCCAAGCAGCAGCAGCCUCAAAAGAAGACAAGAACAUGAAUGGUACCAGCAGCUCUGCAUCAGCCAGCAGCAAGCCUUUGAAACUUAAAGGAGAUCCACAAACUGCAGAGACAUUAUGCAACUGUCAGCAGCAGCAACUCUCUCCACAGCAGCACUGUGAAGUUUCUCCAAGUCCUAAAGAAGCUCAUAGCAGUACAGCUGAAGCUUUCCACCUUGCCUCAGCAGGUGAGGAAAUGAUGCCCGGUAAGAAUUUUGCCUCUAAAAGCUACCAGCAAAAAGUUAGUAGAGAUGCUCCAGGAAAAGCCGCAAGUGGAGAGCCAGGUCAGAAGGCAGGUGGGGAAGCCACAAGCCUCGUCUUUCAGAAACAUACAGCUCCUUCAAACCAAGGACAGAAAAUGCAACAGGAAAGUUCAGCCAAAAUCUUAAAAUCUGAGAUUAGCAAUCUGCACUCUCCAUCACCUGGUAGCACUUUCAGGAGCACCAGUGAGGAACCCAAAGGGCCAAUCCAGCUGGUGCCUAGAUCUGAGAGCCUGCAGAUCAGCACUGUGCCUUCCAAAAGAGUAGAAAAAGUCCUGGAGGUGACCCAACAAGAUGCUGACAUCCCAGCUAAACCCAAAGUUCCAAAAGCUCCCUUCAGGUUGAGGAACCUGUUCUCUGCAACAUUUCCAACCCGGCUGAAGAAGGAGACGGACGAGCGGCAGGCCCAGCUGCAGAAGGUGAAGCAGUAUGAGCUGGAAUUCCUUGAAGAGCUGCUCAAGCCAAAGAGCAAAAGUGACCUCCCACCACAAGAGUAUCUGCACCCUCCUGUUCCUGGGCGCUGCAGCUGCCAGCUAAGGAGCAGUCCUGUGCAAAAAGUCCCAGGGAUGUCCAGGGAGCAAAGGCGCAGCUGCGACUGCAAGCGGAUUUGCAGGGGGGUGAGGCCACCCCCUCACCAGUUGGCGAUGCCAGAACUGGAGAGGCGAGGGAGGGAUAAAGUUACCGAUGACCAGAAGCAGGGAGAAACCAUUAGGUUGACAAGUGUAAGCAGCCCUUCCAAAGGCAAGCGGAUACGAUCCACAAGUUUGGAGUCCAGAGACUACCGGUCAGAUCCAGAGAAUGGUGUGUCCUGUUUGACAACAUGUGCUUCCCGGGGGGAGUGCAUGGGUGCUCCACACUACAGGAAGCUCUUGCGUCGCUACAGUGUCAGUGAAAUAGAUAAGACUGAUAGG
Messenger RNA from Cariama cristata (Red-legged seriema), 4065 nucleotides. RefSeq names its product FERM and PDZ domain containing 3 (gene FRMPD3). Gene Ontology annotation, molecular function: protein binding. The annotation marks the transcript as partial. NCBI's taxonomy places the organism in Eukaryota, Metazoa, Chordata, Aves, Cariamiformes, Cariamidae. Gene Ontology annotation, cellular component: cytoskeleton. The record is from RefSeq and is a predicted model, not a curated record. The transcript has 15 exons.